Oppia nitens is the source of this 1284-nucleotide messenger RNA. Its product is annotated as solute carrier family 35 member G1-like. Bases 1 to 1284 code for a protein of 427 amino acids. NCBI's taxonomy places the organism in Eukaryota, Metazoa, Arthropoda, Arachnida, Sarcoptiformes, Oppiidae. Gene Ontology annotation, cellular component: membrane. The record is from RefSeq and is a predicted model, not a curated record. The transcript has 3 exons.
AUGUCGACUAUAAAUAAUGUUGAAAAUGAUACUAAGAUAGCAAUACCUAAUGAUUAUGAUCAUAAUACUGAUGAUGAUAAUUAUGAUGAGGACAUACCUAUCAGCAAAUGGAAGUCAAUACCGGAGCGCAUACCAGCGUUUGGGCUCUUGUGUGCCUUAUUUGGUGAAACCAUGUUUUCGUUGGCCUCGCUUAUAGUCAAAUUGGUAACAGAUCUGCACUCGGUUGAGAUACUGGUGUUUAGAUGUAUAGUACAGUUUGUACCGUAUUUCAUCAUAACAUUGAUCAAACGUUAUCCAUUUUUUGGACUACCCGGCCAACGUAUACAACUAGUUUUGAGAUGCAUAUCGGGAACAAUAAACUCGAUUGUCCUGUAUAUGGCCUAUCGAUUUAUGCCGCUAUCCGAUGCCACUUCCAUAUCCCUGUCGUCGCCAGUGUUUGUCACCAUAUUUGCCUAUUUUAUACUCAAAGAACGUAUCACUAAAGUCCAGAUACUGACCGGUAUUAUCACACUGGCCGGUGUGUUCAUCAUAUCGGAACCGGCCUUUAUAUUCGGUACGGACACUGCUGAGGAACUGUCGUAUCCGAAUCGUAUAUGGGGUAUAGUACUGGCACUGGUAUCAGCCGUAACCAGUGCCUACUCGUUGAUAACUUUACGCCAGUUGCGUACAACACCCGUACCGUUGAUGGUUAUGUGGUAUUCGUUGACGAUUAUAGUGGCCGGCAGUGCUAUACUACCGGCCAUCGACCACUGGACACUACCGAAACAAUGGCAUACUUGGCUACUGUUGUUGGCCGUAGGUGUGGCCGGUUUUUUCUAUCAAUUUUUUCAAGCAAUAUCCGUACAGUACGAAACUCCUGGACCGAUAUCUGUGACGCGUAGCAUACAAAUCGUACUGUCCUUUCUCUGGGAAGUCCUAAUAUUUGCCGAAUCCCUAGACUUAGCAUCGAUUAUCGGUGCCGUAUUGAUCACCGUAUCGGUACUUAUCGUAGCUUUCAAUAAGAUAUACAAUGAAAACCCUGAAAAAUAUGGUAAACUGUUUUGCAAUGUCUGUGCUGUCGGUGGCGGUGGCAAUACUGGCAACAAUAGUAACAGUUUGGAUAUCAGUACCAUUGACUAUACUAUUGGUUCAAUGAAAACUGAUAGUAAUAAUGAUAAUAAUAAUAAUUUUGAUAGAAAAAUGAGCAAGCCCAAAUUAGUAUUGAAUGUCGAUAGACGCAAAAUGAGUAUAUGGGAGGGCAAUACAUUUGAUGGUCAAUGGACACCAUAUGUUAUUGAAUUUUAA